Aspergillus puulaauensis is the source of this 321-nucleotide messenger RNA. RefSeq lists its product as uncharacterized. The coding region runs from base 1 to 321 and encodes 106 amino acids. The transcript has 2 exons. NCBI's taxonomy places the organism in Eukaryota, Fungi, Ascomycota, Eurotiomycetes, Eurotiales, Aspergillaceae. The record is from RefSeq and is a predicted model, not a curated record.
AUGCGUUCCACCAUCCUCGCUACCGUCGUCGCCUCCCUCGCUGUCUUCACCAGCGCUGCCCCCACUGAAGACAAGCGCCAGAUUGAGAGCGUGUCGCUCACCUUCUACGGCGCGAACGGCGAGAAAUACAGCCAGACUUUCUCUACCGACGGAGCAUCCACCGACGUCACGAACACCCUGGUCGUGGACAGCGUCUACAACCCUGGUGGCGCCAUCUGUUCAGUUGUGGGCGUCGAGGGAGAUGUCUACUCUGUUCCGAUUAACACGCACAAGGUGGAUAAGCCCCAGGCUAUUAAGUCUGCUAGCUGCCACCACCUGUAG